This is a messenger RNA of Corylus avellana, 1727 nucleotides long. RefSeq lists its product as uncharacterized. Gene Ontology annotation, molecular function: RNA-DNA hybrid ribonuclease activity; nucleic acid binding. NCBI's taxonomy places the organism in Eukaryota, Viridiplantae, Streptophyta, Magnoliopsida, Fagales, Betulaceae. The record is from RefSeq and is a predicted model, not a curated record.
CUUACUUGCCUUGCUUCUCUGUGAGCUGAACACCGUUUACACCCUUUCCGAAUUCCGAGCUACAAAAAUUUCAAAAAAUUCCUGCAGAAAACCAAGAACAAGGAAGAACAACGACACUGAAGAAAUGGGUUGGGGAGUUUUUCUCAAGCUUGUCGCAAAAUUCUUCGGUUUUCUCUCCUGGCCUUCAUUCACUAUGCUUUUUCCUCUGUAUGUUUCGGUUCGGGUAAUAGAGAGUGGUUCCAUCUCCAAAAAUCAGCAAUGUCUCAGUUAUUGGGUCCUGUUUUCUUUGAUUAAUAUCUUGGAGUGGUUGCUUGCAAAGCUUUUUGAAUGGCUUCCAUUCUGGUCUUAUGCAAAGGGUAUGGCAACUGUUUUAUUGGUGAUACCUUACUUUGGCGGUGCUUCUUAUGUCUACAAGCACUUCAUAAGGCCCUAUAUUUCUGAGAGUUCCCAUGCACUGAACUCAGCAGAGACUCAGCAGAGCAACUUUCUAGAUGUGACUGAGAGAAAUAUUAUCGAAAACAAACUGAAAGGGAAGGAGGAAGAAUUCUUAAGUUGUCAGGAAACAUUGGCGGCCAAUUACGGCAGUACAGAAAUAAAUGUUACUCGGCCAACCAGUCCAAAGAAAGUUCAGAAGGAAUGGAGCUGUGCUCUUUGCCUGGUUAGCACUACAAGUAAAAAUUGUUUAGAAACACACCUCCAAGGUAAGAAGCACAAGGCUAAGAAAGAAGAACUAAGAAUAGAGAAAUUAAUUAAGAAUGCAAGCAAGUCUUCUGUUAUGCUAAAAAAAAGCAAUGGGAUGGUUUUUGUCCAGAUGAACCUUGAAAAAUUGAGCAAUCUUCUUAGUCCAGUUGCUGGAUCAAUUAGAUGGUGUAGAUGGCAAAAGCCAAAGUUUGGAUGGACAAAAUUAAAUACUGAUGGAUCUGUAGAUCGAGAAAACGCCGGUUUUGGUGGAUUACUUCGAGAUUAUAGGGGCGACCCGAUAUGUGCUUUCGUCUCUAAAGCACCCGUAGACGAUACUUUCUUGGUUGAACUAUGGGCUGUAUGGAGAGGCCUUGUUCUUGCUUUAGGUCUUGGAAUUAAAGUAAUAUGGGUCGAGUCUGAUUCACUUAGUGUUGUGAAAACCAUUAAUAAGAAGCAGCCUUUUAGUCCAAAGGCUGCUAGCUGUCUGUAUCAUAUUUGGGAACUCCUAAAGAAGUUUGAAAAGUAUAAGAUUUCUCAUUCAUGGCGCGAAACUAACAGAGCAGCUGAUCAUCUUUCAAAGAUGGCUGUUUUGGGGAGUGACAUGGUUUUCUGGCCUAGUGAUUUUCCAAAGAGCCUUGGCAAUAUCAUUAAGGACGACGCCGAAGGAAAAAUCUACUGCAGACGGUAAGUUCUGAUUUUGUCUAGCCUCAGACUACAUCCAAAUCCUCCCCUUUAACUCAUUAGGGCAAAAACUUGUGGCAUCCAUAAUUGGAGGUGAGGGAGAAGUUGUAAACUGGUAACCUAGCUUAUGAUCGCACAAUUCUUGUAUUUUGGACAUGGGACAGUGAUGACAUAGAUGAGAGCAUACUCUGGGAGUAUAAGAUUAAUGGCCUAGUGACAUUAAAUAUUAGAGGUGUAGAAAAUAUUCUAACAGGAACUGCUUUCUGGUUCAGACAAAUGAACUUGUGAACUGCAUCUGUGAGUCUGUGACCAGCAAAGCUGUAAAUAAAUUGUAACUUUUUGCUUCGAAAUAUGAAUCAUAAUUU